AUGGCGCAGCUCGCGCCCCCAGCGCCGCCCCUCCUCCUCACCAAGCGGGUGACCUCGUUCCUGCACGCCAACCUCUCGGCGCACAUCCACACCGCGGCGCUGACGACGCCCUCGGGCCGCCUGCUGGCACACGCGUCGCUGUCGUCGUCGGCCCGCGCCCUGCGCCGCCAGUGCGCCGUCGCCGCCUCGCUGUGGGCCAUCCACGGCCCGUCCUCGCGCCUCGCCGACGCCGCCGAGGCCGCGCUGCCAAAGACCUGCAGCUCCACCCCGGGCGGCGCCGGGGCCGUUGCCAGGGCCGUCACCGUCCAGCUCGCGGGCGGCGCCGUCUUCGUCGUGCGCGCCCUGCGCUGCGGCAUCCUGUUUGUGGCCGUCGGAGGGGGCGGCGGCGGGGCGUCAACGCCGGGGUCGGACCGGCCGGUCGGAUCGUCCCCGCGGGGGGAGGGCUCGGGUGUGCUGCCGCAUCUUGGGGUCCGCGAGCUGCCGCUGGCCCACCAGGGGAACGCGGGCCCCGCCGUGGUGACGGUCAGGCCGCCGUCCAGCCCGCCGCUGGGGUCGCCGUCGGAGGCGGAGAGCGUCCUCAGCGCGGGCACGGGGGCCGGGGCGAGCGUCGUCAGCCAUGCGACGAGCAGCGCGGGCGGCGGCGGCAGUUCCGGGAGCGGCAGUGCGGCGACGGUGCUGGCUACGCGGAGGCAGGCCGAGGAGUUGGCGCGGUGGCUUGACGAGAAGCUCGGGACGCUGUCCGUGCCUGAAGAGAUAAUCGGGCCUGGAUGGGAUGCUCGGUAG
Messenger RNA from Phialemonium atrogriseum, 783 nucleotides. RefSeq lists its product as uncharacterized. NCBI's taxonomy places the organism in Eukaryota, Fungi, Ascomycota, Sordariomycetes, Cephalothecales, Cephalothecaceae. The transcript has a single exon. The record is from RefSeq and is a predicted model, not a curated record. Bases 1 to 783 code for a protein of 260 amino acids.